Molecule: messenger RNA, 1515 nt
Organism: Exophiala aquamarina CBS 119918
Lineage: Eukaryota; Fungi; Ascomycota; Eurotiomycetes; Chaetothyriales; Herpotrichiellaceae
Exons: 3
Coding region: 1-1515 (504 amino acids)
Biological process (GO): carbohydrate transport; transmembrane transport
Cellular component (GO): membrane
Molecular function (GO): carbohydrate:proton symporter activity
Source: RefSeq, a predicted model, not a curated record
AUGUUAUUCGACAAUCUUCAAGGUCGGGCGCUUACUGCUGGUAUCACCAUCACCAGCGGUAUUGGUUUCACUCUCUUUGGAUGGGACCAAGGCAUGUUCGGAGGUAUCCUCUCCAACCCUGCCUUCAACAAACAGUUCAAUAACCCCAAUGCCACGAUUCAGGGACAAAUUGUCUCAACAUAUGACAUUGGAUGCAUCCUCGGCGCAGCUCUGUCAAUAUUCGUCGGAGAUCGGCUAGGCCGUCGCAUGUCCAUCGUCAUGGCCUGCUGCUUCGUCUUUGUUGGAGGUCUUCUGCAGGGCACAUCGUUCGGCCUGCCACAUAUGAUCGUAGGACGCAUCAUCGCAGGGUUUGGAAUCGGUCAAAACUCAGCAACCAUUCCAAUGUGGCAAUCUGAGACGUCAAAACCGGAACAUCGCGGCAAACUCAUUGCCCUGCAACUGGUCAUAGUCAUCUUCGGUAUCACCAUCACCCAAUUCGUCAACCUUGGCUUCACCUACGUCCCCGAUAACCAGGUUGCUUUCCGCUUUCCGCUUUCCUUCCAAUGCUUCUUGGCAUUGACUACCAUGGUCCUGGUCCUCUUGAUGCCCGAAUCUCCCCGCUGGCUGUGCUACGUUGACAGACAUGUCGAGGCCGGAAAAGUCAUCGCACGCCUGCAAGCCGUGCCUGAAGAUUCAAUGAGCGUCAAAGAGGAACUCCAGAUCAUCAUUGACACCAUCUCCGAAGAGAAGGCCAGCGGCAAAGUCGGCUGGCGCGAAUGCUUCUCGAACGGCGAGCAACAAAACUUCCGGCGUCUAUGUCUCGGUGCAGGAACAUCUCUAUUUCAGCAAAUGGGUGGCAUUAAUAUCGUCGUCUAUUACCUGCCAGUCAUCUUGAUCAAGUCGUUCGGGUUUAGUGGCCGUAUGGCUCUUGUGCUCACCGCUGUUGAUUUUAUCUCCCUGUGCUUUUGGGGGUUGAUGAUAUUCUUUGUCAUUGAUCGUAUCGGUCGCAAGAAGCUGAUGUUGUAUGGUGCCGUGGGUAUGAGUUUGAGUUUUGCUCUUGCUGCUGUCGGUCUGGGUAUCGGCACCAAGGCUUCAAACGGAAUGGCGGUGGCUUUCAUUUUCGUGUAUAACGUGUGUUUCGGCUUGUCUUUCCUGUCGAUUCCAUUCAUGUACCCAUCAGAAAUUAACAACCAACGCAUGCGCAAUACGGGCAACGCAGUUGCCAUGAUCACGAACUGGGUGUUCGUCUAUGUGAUUGUGCUCAUCACCCCCAUCGCAAUUGCCAACAUCCAGUGGCGCUUCUAUAUCAUUCCUGCUGCUCUCAACUUGUCCUGGGUCCCUUUCAUUUGGUACUUCUACGUCGAGACUGCUGGUUUGUCCCUGGAGGAGGUCGACCUGGCUUUCAAGAUUGAGUAUCAUUCAAAUCCUAAGAUCUCAUUUGACGAAUCUCGACGUCUGGCCAAAAUGCAAAGCCGUGAGCGAAGACAAUCCUUUGAAGAGAAGGAGGGGAUUGCUGUGACUAAAGAGAGCAUUUGA